Molecule: messenger RNA, 1656 nt
Organism: Scatophagus argus
Lineage: Eukaryota; Metazoa; Chordata; Actinopteri; Scatophagidae
Gene: s1pr1
Product: sphingosine-1-phosphate receptor 1
Exons: 2
Coding region: 208-1329 (373 amino acids)
Biological process (GO): angiogenesis; sphingosine-1-phosphate receptor signaling pathway
Cellular component (GO): membrane
Molecular function (GO): sphingosine-1-phosphate receptor activity
Source: RefSeq, a predicted model, not a curated record
GUGUGUGUCGCUCUCUGCUCUCUCAGUUGGCUGAAUGUUGGCUGUUUGUCCUGCGGACUCUGACUGAAGGAUCAUGUUCCCCACGAGCUGCAGGACUCUUCUGGUCUUCUUCUUCUUCCUCUGGUCCCCUUCAGGGUUACCUGAUAUGAAGGACUGAAGUUUGAGGACGCAGUGCUCCCUGCUGGACUCUUGCCACACCUGCAGGCCAUGGCUGAGCCCAGCUACUCCGACCUGAUCGCCAAACACUACAACUACACAGGCAAGUUCCGUAAAACGGAGCAGGACUCGGGUCUGAAGGCUGACUCGGUGGUCUUCAUCAUUGUGUGCUGCUUCAUCAUCCUGGAGAACAUCCUGGUCCUGGCCACCAUCUGGAGGACCAAGAAGUUCCACAAGCCCAUGUACUAUUUUAUUGGGAACUUGGCGCUGUCCGACCUGCUGGCUGGCGUCGUCUACACCGCCAACAUUCUGCUGUCAGGUGCCAACACCUACAAGCUGACCCCCACGCAGUGGUUCUUCAGGGAGGGCAGCAUGUUUGUGGCGCUGGCAGCAUCCGUCUUCAGCCUGCUGGCCAUUGCCAUCGAACGCCAUCUCACCAUGCUGAAGAUGAAGCUGCACAACAACGGGAACACCUUCCGCGUCUUCCUGCUCAUCAGCACCGUGUGGAUGAUCGCGGCGGUGCUGGGUGGCUUGCCAGUGAUGGGCUGGAACUGCAUCCAGAGCAUGACGCAGUGCUCCACCGUCCUGCCACUGUACCACAAGACCUACAUUCUGUUCUGCACCACUGUCUUCAGCAUCAUCCUCAUGGCCAUUGUGGUGCUGUAUGCUCGCAUCUACGCGCUUGUGCGCACUCGCAGUCGCAAACUUGUCUUUCGUAAGGUGUCCAACGGCCGUGGCAGCGCCAGCACCAACAUCAAGAGCUCAGAGAAGUCGAUGGCGCUGCUGAAGACCGUCAUCAUCGUCCUGAGCUGCUUCAUUGCCUGCUGGGCGCCGCUCUUCAUCCUUUUGCUGCUGGAUGCAGCCUGCGAGACACUGAGCUGCCCGAUCCUCUACAAGGCUGAGUGGUUCCUGGCGCUCGCUGUCCUCAACUCCGCCAUGAACCCACUCAUCUACACGCUGACCAGCAAUGAGAUGCGUCGUGCGUUCCUCAAGACCCUGCUGUGCUGCACUGCCUGCAUCCGGCCGAACGCCAAGUUCACCGGGCCAAUCAUGGGGGCAGAGUUCAGCCGCAGCAAGUCGGAUAACUCCUCCCACCCCAACAAGGAGGAGGCAGAGUACUCACCGAGGGAGACGACAGCGGCGUCCUCGGGAAACGUCGCCUCGUCGUCCUAAAUGCUUUCCGGCAACUGAGUUGUAGAAUUGUCGAGAUGUAGUUUGUCUUUGUACAGGAAACAGGUGCAACUGAUGCCAGGUGGCGUCACCACGAACAAACCUGAAACUUCAGCUGAUCGAUACUCACAGCGCUUAUGGAGACUUUCAAGCUGGUUGAACUGGUACCAGUGAAUCCUCAGAUAGAGAAGGUCCAUACUUUGUAAGAAGCUCACACCUGUAACGUGUCAUCAAGUCAGUCAGAACGCAUCAGCACACCUGGAUGGUCAGCUGGUUUAACGGCUGGGACAUUCAACCCCCCCAACUCACCCGUUCAUGGGGAUCCUGGUG